AUGAUAGGGCGUCUCCUUCAGUUCGGCUCCGGCGGCGGCCAGGCAGGGAAUGCUGCACCCUCCGCCGCCCACGCCCGUCCGGUCUCCUCCCUCGACUCGGUGCAUGAAGACAUACAUACGAGGAAUCUCCUUUUCCCCGAUCCUCGCGCUCUUUUCCAGCAAAACCGCAAUGACCAGGUUUUCCCGCUGUCGACCACCCCGCAGACCCCUCCUGCAUCCGGAGCGGCCAACGCAUUCGACAGCAACGAGGAGGUGGACCUCGACACGCGUGACGUGCGUAUUUUAGUUAUGCAAGACACCUUGGGCCACAUGGGCGCCUCACUCCUGUUCGACAGCCAUCCCGUUCCCGACGCACCAGUCAGCACGGACCGUCCUGCAGCUGACAACAGGAGGGCCUCGACGACAUCUCGUAAGGGAAGCCUAGGACAACACUCGAGACCCGUCUCGAUCAACACGCAGAACCCGAUACCCACUCGCCCUGGUGCCUUCGACAGGCGAGGAUCGAUGCAUACAAGGACGCCAAGCACAAUGGAGACCGAGGCCCAGCGUGCGUCCCGCGAGUAUCGGGACGAGCUCGCCACCUUCUCGAGCUGUAUCUUUGGCAACUCCGAACUCAUGGCCCACAAAGGAACAUCAACGAAAGUGCACACCGUCCCCGCCACGCCUCAACCAAGCGAGGCCUCACAGUACUACUCCUCUAUCAUCGGUGAUGGCAGGACGUCCAUCGGUCGGUCGAGUGGGAGAGCGAGCAAACUGUCGCAGUCGUUCACGUCACAGGGGGGUUACACCACCGCAUUACCGCCCAGUGCCACAUCCUCGGGGUCGAGGAAGAAGAUAUUGAUCACAAGACUAUUCCCCGUACACAUCACCAACGAUGAUGUCACGUCCGAUACGACGCCGCAGCAAAGUCACUACUCGGACGACAACACCGGCUUUCCCUUUCCGUCAGGCAACGAGGAUGCGGCGAAGAAGCGAGUGCCGCACAAGCAGCGCCGCACUCCUAUGUACGCCGUCGUGCUCGUCGUGCAACUGGCGAAUACGAGGUCUUCGACUGUCGCCACACCACGUUCGCUGUUCAGAGAGCCUGGCUCCUACCCGACUGAAGACGUCUUUUCCUCCUCAUACGGCUCCACAAAGCCGCAGUGGUGGGCUGGCAGUGUCCACGGCGAGGGGAUGGAGCCGUCUUCCGCAUUCGAUGUGGAAGAUAGGCUCGACCACAUCACGCAGCAUUGGGACAUUGUCAUGCGCACCUUGACGCAACUCCAGUCCGUGACAGGGACGACACUACGGGCGCUCCUGAAACAAGCUGAUGUUGCCUCGCCAGAGCCAAUGGCAUCUGUACCGCCGGUUUCUUCCGCGCCUAUGCGCGGUCAGGCCUCAUCAGCUAGACGUAGCGGAGAGUUCCCCCGACCCAAGGCGUCAAAGGGAACGACGAAACUUGUCACCCUUGAGCCUGGCUGCUUGAGAGCUGACGUCAACAUCGCAGCUGAGGUACAUCUGGCACGACGGCGACUUGUGACGGGACUCAAGGCUUCCAGAGUCACGACAGGGCAGGGACGGUGGGGCAUCUGGCGGGAUGAGGCUAUCUGGGUGUCCAAGUGGGCGCAGUCUCUAGACCAAAGCCCAUUCUUCUACAACUUGAUGACGGGCUUUCUUGCUACGCACACCGACUGGCUGCAGGCUCUCAGCCCUCCCUCCGUGCGCCGCCGCUACCUGACAUGUCGGCAUCGCAGGGAAGAAGAGGGCCUGUCGCUCCCUGCGCGCACGGUCAUAGUGUCGGAAGACAAGAUGGCGGCGCGCAGGAUGAUCUUCCUACUCUCCGCGUUUCUGCCUUCGAACUCGCAGGUGUCUUUUCCUCGGGCCCACAGGCCGAGCACCUCGACAUCCAUCAGUGGUUUCGCCCAGUCGCCGCCAAUGUUCGUCGCGCCGAUGCUCAAGGAGGAAUCGUUGAGGCGCAAAAUGAACCGCCAAAAGGGCCGAAGAGCUUCACAUUCGAGGACGCAUAGUCAGAGUCAGCGAAGCUCCAUGGUCCCGUCGCAAGUCUCAGGCAACGACCGACGCCUGUCUGACGCCAGCUCUAUCCGCCCGACAAGCCUGGCAAUCACGAGCAAUGAUAUCAUGAGUAGAAAGAGCAGUGUCGCGACUACUACGACCGUUAUGCCCGACACUACUGCGCCACACUUUUCUUCUGUGCAACGAGUCGACAGCAUUAGGAGACCUCGACCGGACAGCAGUGACAGUGUGGCUACAGAUGACUUGAAGAGAUCUUUGAAGCGCGGGGAAGGCAGUGGUCAUCACAGCACUGGAAGUACCGACUCCAGAAGUAGCUCUCGAUGGGGCAGCGUGAUAGGAAGCCUCUGGAGCCCCCGCCGGCGCGGCUCAACUAGCACGAGCUCACCUGGAGCUCCCAACGAUCCAAAAUCACCUACCAGGCCCAUGCCACCCAGACUAGGCAAGUUGGCACAAAUGGUGGAGGAAGCGACGGCCAUGGAGGAGACAGAUGCCUCGGAAGCAGGACGUGCUGCAGGAGCAACAACACCCAAAGACCAGCAGGGACGACCGCGACCAUCUUUCAGCCUGCCGCACCGGACCUCUGAACAGUCUGCUCACUUUGACUCGCCUGUAAAGACGACAGUCAACGAGAAAGACGGCGUCAUCGACGUCGACUUCCCGUUCCCUGACUAUAUAACCUCCAUGGGCUCGGCCAUCAGCUCUCCGUCUAGCAGUGGCUAUUUGUCCAUUCCUGGCCUGGGCGGAGGGUUGGAGUCGUUCGAGCAACUGUCACAAGCCACGCUGGACGGUGAUCUUCACCUGAAUGCCGCAGGAUGGCUUACCCGUUUCCAUCCAGACUUUACAUUGCAGGCUAUACCACCGCAACCUGAUCUCAUGGACAGCGUCAAGGCCACGCUCCGGGCAGAGCCUACGCCCACCGCAGUCCACUCUGCCGAAGGUCUAGCGGAGAGGUGGGUUGAUGUAGGCUCAGUGGUCCUCGCCGAUACAAGCGCCAAUAUUGUGCGGAGAGUCAUCUGCAGGCGUCUGGUCAAGCAACGCUCGCCCGACGCUGGUCAUGCAACCGCUGGAAUGGGCUCUCUGACACCGUCAAUCGUGCCAUAUGAGACGCAACUUGAAGAAGAAUUCAUCGAGGAGGUCAUCUUCAAGGCCGAUGAUGUCCUUGUCGAUGCCCUUGAGAAGGUGCUCUUGUGUACACCAGAUGACAGCAAGGACAGUCCUCUUGCGCGCAGUGCUCCCAGCAAAGGCGAUGCAAGCAGCACCCACACAUUAACCAAUGUACGCGAAGAGCCUGCGCAGCAUGCGGCUGGCCAACUCAAUGUGCCCCGUGUGCAGUGCAAAACGACAAUACUGUCGGCACUGGAAGACAUCAUACGGGACAUGAUAGACCGCGAUAGCCAUCUUCGCGAUGAGCCAGAGGUCGGUGCCGGGGGCCGCUAUCAACUGAGCGUCCUCCAAGGUGCGGUCCGCGACUGGUUGGUCAGUCUCGACGGACCAGAAUGA
Molecule: messenger RNA, 3513 nt
Organism: Emericellopsis cladophorae
Lineage: Eukaryota; Fungi; Ascomycota; Sordariomycetes; Hypocreales; Bionectriaceae
Exons: 1
Coding region: 1-3513 (1170 amino acids)
Cellular component (GO): cytoplasm
Molecular function (GO): ATPase inhibitor activity; protein-folding chaperone binding
Source: RefSeq, a predicted model, not a curated record